Molecule: messenger RNA, 1554 nt
Organism: Aspergillus clavatus NRRL 1
Lineage: Eukaryota; Fungi; Ascomycota; Eurotiomycetes; Eurotiales; Aspergillaceae
Exons: 1
Coding region: 1-1554 (517 amino acids)
Source: RefSeq, a predicted model, not a curated record
AUGCCUGAAGGCGAUUUGUGGUCUUCACUGGUCACUGCCAUCGAUCCUGCCAAUAUCAAAGCCAUGCCGGCGGUCCUCCAAUCAACCAUCAACCUUUUGGAAACAGAGCUGGCCAAAGCGAGGGCCGCUCUCAAGGAAAUCCAGCCAAAUGUGGCUCCCAUUUUCAUGGUCAGGGAUGACCUGGCCGUCGGUGCUGUCGCCGCAUACCGUCAGAAUCUCAUCGGUCGUGCUCCCGACUUCUAUUACGGCACUCGACGACUGACCCACAAGGAGCUGGGCCUCGUUCCCGUCGUCCAUGAGGUGCAGGUAGAUUCUGAGGAAGACGCGCUUACUGAGGAUGAGUCCCCAUGCAUCGUGACUGUCAUCCCACCAAAGCGAGCAUCUCUCGCCGAUGUCCUGUCGAACAGCCUGAUUCUGGAUCAUAUGGCCCCUCACCUGUCCAUCUCCGGGCUAUUAGCCCUGGCGUCCACCUGCCGCCUCCUCCGCUCGGUGGUCAUGGAGACCCCUUACGUCUUUCGGCAUCUCGAUCUAAGUCAAUGCCGCGGCGCACAGCUGCAAGACACCGCAGCUGUCAAUUCUGGAGACUCCAUCACAGAGGACGAGUACUACUCAGCUCCUCUCCGGAGUAUCUUCGCAAAUCUGCAACACAGAUCCCUCCUGAAGGACGUGCGCACACUGAUCUUGGACGGCCUGUCCGUGCCAGCGGAUCUCAUUGCAGACAUUGUGUUAGCAGAUCGGUUCAAUGUGAACAUUCUGUCCAUCCGAGGGUGUCGUCAUUUGAAUGAACGCAAACUCAUGCAGGUCCUCCAAUAUGCAGUGCGUCCCACGCGCCCUCAAGGAACCCCACGAGUGAAAGGCAUCUACUUCUUUACACCCCCGAGCCAGCCCCAAGCUGCAGUACGAAGCAGAUACCGCGACUGGUGGAGUUCAAGCUGUGUUGGCCAAGAAUCAGUGCCAGCAAAGGCCUCAGCUAGCCACCACGACCAACCAAUCGAGCCCCACCAACAGAAUGCUUGGUACACGCCAUCCGGCAAGUUGCUCAAGAGGAGUAUCGAGGAAGGCUGGGCGCAGACAAUCCAAAAAUGCCGGGGGAUCAUCGCUUUUGAUGCGAUGCUGUGUCGUGGACCAAGGCACAACUCCAGCUCAAUGUCCAUGAACCAGGAUGAAUCUCAAGAGAGUGAUCGCUUGCUUGGCCCAGCGAUUGCCACUGUUGCGCUGGGGCCCAAGGGCUGCGAGGGCUGCCAUAGCUCGCCUGAAGGCCCAGCAGUUUGGGGCCAAUCUCCCGAGGAGGACUUUCCUCUGCUGGCUCCCGUUCCAUUCCAUUCAUCGUCCAUCGCGGUGGCCAGGCGACCCGCCCUUUUCCCGGGCGAACAUCGUACUUUGAAUGCCCGUUGUACAGACUGUCUCACCGACCGCUGGUGUCAUCGCUGCAACAAAUGGUUUUGCGCCAGUUGCUUGCCGAACCCGCAGCAUGUGAAUCUCAAUCUCACGCCACAUCAGACUGCAAUGAGAGGCCCGCUCGGGAACAAUGAUUCCCAGGUAAGGAUGAUGUGA